UGUUGUUUAACCCCUCGUCUCCUCCCCCUUUUCUAGAUCUCGUCGUCUGCUUCUUUCUCGUCUUGCGCAGUUUUGUUCCUCGCUUCUUGCCUCCCCAUGUGACCCAAGACCGCGUCGGUGUUCUUUGCUCUCUUGGCUGCUCGCUUUUGCUAGGUCGCAGAGUGGAGGGAGAUGGGCGUUUUCAGCACUGUGCUGGGUUUCUUCGGGUUUGGGGUGGGAGUCACCAUCGGGCUUGUGAUUGGGUACUUCCUCUUCAUCUACUUCCAGCCCACUGAUGUGAAGCACCCUUUAAUCAGGCCAAUUGUUGAGCUUGAUACAAAAUCAUUGGAAAGCAUGCUUCCCGAGAUACCUCAUUGGGUGAAAAAUCCAGACUUUGAUCGGAUCGACUGGCUAACCAAAUUUGUUGAGCAUAUGUGGCCUUAUCUUGACAAGGCCGUAUGUAAAACUGCAAAGGAAAUCGCUAAACCAAUUAUUGCUGAGAAUACUGCAAAAUACAAGAUUGAUUCAGUUGAAUUUGAGACGUUAACAUUAGGUUCACUACCACCAGUGUUUCAAGGGAUGAAGGUCUACACCACAGACGAACAGGAACUCAUAAUGGAGCCUUCAAUAAAGUGGGCUGGAAAUCCUAACAUCACCAUUAUAGUCAAAGCCUUUGGGAUAAAAGCAUCUGUACAGGUAAUUGAUUUGCAAGUUUCUGCCCUGCCGCGCAUAACAUUGAAGCCAUUGGUCCCUAGCUUUCCUUGUUUUGCUAAAAUACUGUUCUCACUGAUGGAGAAGCCACAUGUUGACUUUGGUCUGAAACUCUUGGGAGCAGAUGUCAUGGCAAUUCCAGGACUUUAUGCAUUUGUUCAGGACAUGAUCAAGACUCAGAUAGCCAAUAUGUACUUGUGGCCCAAAGUACUUGAGGUGCCAAUUAUGGAUCCUGCGAAAGCACAAAAGAAGCCCGUUGGAAUUCUGCAUGUUAAUGUUGUGCGAGCUGUUAAACUUAUGAAGAAAGAUUUGAUGGGAAAAUCAGAUCCAUAUGUGAAGGUAAAGCUAACAGAGGAGAAACUCCCUUCGAAGAAAACUUCAGUUAAGAGAAGCAACCUGAACCCUGAAUGGAAUGAGGAGUUCAAAUUAGUUGUCAAAGAUCCAGAAUCUCAGGCUCUCGAGCUUACCGUUUUUGAUUGGGAGCAGGUAAUGGCUAAUGCUUCCAUAUUUGGUACCUUUGAUGUUUACCCUGGUUAUAUUUUUAACCUAUAUCUUCCUUCUCAGGUUGGAAAGCAUGACAAGAUGGGAAUGAAUGUUAUCCCAUUGAAAGACAUGAUUCCUGAUGAGACAAAAUCAGUUACGCUUAACUUGCUCAAGUCCAUGGAUUCAAAUGAUCCUGUAAAUGAGAAGUUCCGAGGACAGCUCACUGUUGAACUGACAUAUAAUCCUUUCAAGGAGGGUGAUGCUGAUCUUGAUACAUGUGAUGAGUCUGGUACAAUUGAAAAAGCUCCUGAUGGCACGCCAGAAGGUGGUGGUUUGCUUGUAGUUAUUGUCCAUGAAGCACAGGACGUUGAAGGAAAGCAUCACACUAAUCCAUAUGCAAGAAUCGUCUUUAUGGGUGAGGAAAGGAAGACUAAGCAUAUUAAGAAAAACCGAGAUCCACGUUGGGAAGAAGAAUUUCAGUUUGUUUGUGAGGAACCACCCACAAAUGAUAAGAUGCAGAUUGAAGUUAUGAGCAGGCCACCAAGUAUUGGUAUACAUUCCAAGGAAAACCUUGGCUAUGUUGUCAUCAGUCUGGCUGAUGUUAUAAGCAACAAGAGGAUCAAUGAGAAAUACCAUUUAAUCGACUCGAAGAAUGGACGCAUCCAAUUGGAAUUGCAGUGGAGAACAUCAUGAAAGAUCACACAAGUUUCUCUUGUUUAGACGCUCCACAUUUGUAUGGACUUAGCGUCUGCCGAAACCUUGAUAUUUCUACCAUUGUUUGAAACCUCAUAGUUUCUGCAGUUCUAUAACACACGAUUCUGAAGAUCAUAUCCUGGACUACAAACAAAUGAGAUCAUUUAUUGGAGCAAGGUGAUGUGAAACCUUGAUCUUCGUAUGACUGUCAAUGCUUUAUUAGGAAGUUCACUUAUAUAUAGUAUGAGCAUGCUAAAAUAUUCGAAUGGUUCA
Lolium rigidum is the source of this 2139-nucleotide messenger RNA. RefSeq names its product synaptotagmin-2-like. The transcript has 11 exons. Gene Ontology annotation, molecular function: lipid binding. The coding region runs from base 172 to 1866 and encodes 564 amino acids. Gene Ontology annotation, cellular component: endoplasmic reticulum. The record is from RefSeq and is a predicted model, not a curated record. NCBI's taxonomy places the organism in Eukaryota, Viridiplantae, Streptophyta, Magnoliopsida, Poales, Poaceae.